Messenger RNA from Pseudovirgaria hyperparasitica, 2083 nucleotides. RefSeq names its product nucleotide-diphospho-sugar transferase. The coding region runs from base 1 to 1950 and encodes 649 amino acids. NCBI's taxonomy places the organism in Eukaryota, Fungi, Ascomycota, Dothideomycetes, Acrospermales, Acrospermaceae. The transcript has 4 exons. The record is from RefSeq and is a predicted model, not a curated record.
AUGUUCUACAGCGACCGGCACAAACCUAGCGAAUACAAAGUCGAAACACUCCACAAAUACGACGAUCACGAAUAUGUCAAACCAUGGUGCCGCACUUUGAUGCUCGUACAUCCUGUACUCAUCGUGUGGGUCUUCCUUACAUACACAGCGUACUUCACCUUUCGAAUCUGGUGCAACUACAAGUCUAGAGCUGUGAACGGCAGGAUCACGGAGGCCUCGCUGAUGUUCGUGUGCUUGGAGGGCGUUUGCAUCUUACCGUAUCUGUUCUACAUGUCCAUUCUAGUGUUCUCCUUUGGCAAUCGCGAACGGCCUCAGCUGCGUCUGAGAGGCGCGGCGGUGCCUACUGUGGACGUUCUCCUGACGACUUGUGGCGAGGCCAUACCUGUGAUUGUGAAUAGUGUUCGGGCUGCUUGUAACAUUGAUUAUCCGCAGUAUCGAUACCGAGUCGUCGUAUGUGACGAUAGUGCAGAUCCGGAAUUACAAGAGGCCUUACAGCCUCUGCUGGUAGAAUACCCGCAGUUGUAUUACCAGGCCCGGCGGAAAUACCCUGGCGUUCCUCAUCACUAUAAAGCGGGCAAUCUCCAGUCCGGCAUUGACUUUGUAGUUGGUUUGCCAGGUGGAUGUGCAGAGUACAUUGCAACCUUGGAUGCGGACAUGAUUGCCCAUCCGGAAUGGCUACGUGCCCUGCUACCACACCUCCUGCGUGACCCUCUCCUCGGUCUCAUAUCGCCACCGCAGACCUUCUGGAAUGUCCCGGCUGACGACUCUCUUUGUCAGUCUCUCUGCGACUUCAUACAUUAUCUGGAGUUGAAAAAGGAUCAUAUUGGCACUGCUUGGUGCACCGGUAGCGGCGUCGUAAUGAAAAGAUUCAUCAUCGACCAGAUUGGCGGAUGGCCAACCCCGUCCAUGGCAGAAGACCAGCUGCUCUCAUGCAUCAUGAACGGAGAGGGAUAUAAGACUGCGUACUGCCAUGAAUUCCUACAAAUCGGCAUGUCGUAUGUCAUUCCUGCUCACACCAUACCCGACCACUCUCUAACUUUCCCUGACCUCAAACAACGCACCAGAUGGGCCGUAGGCACACUUCAAACCGCACAAGUGCUAAACUGGGGCUUCCCAGGCAAACACACCAAACACAUGACCUUCGCCCAACGCUGGUGCAUCUUCACCUUCGCCUUCACCACCCUCCUCAUCCUCCCCCAACUCCUCGCCUUCCUCGCCCUCCCCACCCUCCUCUACUGGGGCCGGCCCCUCCUCGUCUCCACCACCGCGUCCGAGCUGCGCUGGCAGAUCCGCCUCGCCGCAAUCUGGAUCUGCUCGCUGCGCCUCAACGACGUUGCAUUCGCGCUGCCAUCGGGCUAUUUCCAGGGCCAGCGAAACGCCAUGGCAUGGCAGUUCAUGAUGCCGUAUCUCGCCGUCGCCGUGGUGCGCUGCUACGUUCUGCCCAGCUGGCUAGGCGGCGUGCAAAUCGCAUUUCAAGCCUCGGGCGCCGUGCGUGAUCAUCUCAUGGAGCGCAGUGCGAGGUGGAGAGCAGGGCUGCGGACGCGGAUACGACUGAUAGGCGCGUAUUGUCAUAUCUGGUUCUUUGUGGGGUUUGUGGGGUUUGCGCUGGGCGCUGGAGGGACUGAUGUGUAUCGGGCGUGGGAGGUAAGGGGGCGGGGUGGGGAUGUCCGGGAUGCGCUGUUGCAUUUGUUGGUGCGUUCGUGUUUGCCGCCUGGGUGGUGGCUGCUUUUGGCGACGUCGUUUGCGGUGCCGGUUUUGUAUAUGUUUGCGCCGCCGACGGUGCCGGAGUGGGAUGAGGUUAUGGUUGUUGAGCCGGAGACGGGUGUUGGGCGGCCUGGGUUUAUGGAGGCGAGACAGUCUUGGGGAGGGCUGGUGUUGGUAAGAGAGAUUAUCUGGGGUGUCAUGGUUGUGUAUUGUGUGGUUUUGUUUGCAGGGACGUUUGUUUAUUAGGAUAUAUUUCCGAUUGAGGCUCGGUGUUUGAUAGAUGUGAUGUCAGGUGGGUAUGUGAUAGUUGAGUAUGCGGACUUAAUCUACUGACGAGCCGGUGAGUAGAAUCAGAUAUAGGCGAUGGAGCCUUUGAUCU